GGCGAGGUGUGUUUGCCACUGUCAAUUUCCAGAAAGGAGACUUUGUAGUGGAAUACAGAGGGGAAUUAAUACAUUAUGAAGAAUCACAAAGGAGGAGAAGAAUAUAUCACCACAAAGCUGCUGUCUUCAUGUUUGACUUUUAUUGGAAUGAUAAACAGUGGUGCAUUGAUGCAUCACUAGAGGAUGGCAGUUUCGGCAGACUUGUAAACGAUGAACACAUAAAUCCAAACUGUAAAAUGAAGAAAAUAACAGUGAAUGCCAAGCCACACCUCUGUCUCUUUGCAUUACGGGACAUCAAUCCCGGUGAAGAAAUAACGUACAAUUAUGGAGGAACUGACUGGCCAUGGAGACAGGUUGUCAAACCAUUGCCUGAGUCUAGUGAUGCAGUGGAAUCUGAAGAAACAGAUCAUCCUCCAACAAAGUCUGCAGGUUGACAAACCAUUAACUGAACCCACUGAGGCAGCGGAGUCUGACGAAACAGAUCAUUUUCCAUCAAAGUCUACUUUGUCUAAAAAGAAG
Austrofundulus limnaeus is the source of this 519-nucleotide messenger RNA. RefSeq names its product N-lysine methyltransferase SETD8-A. Lineage: Eukaryota; Metazoa; Chordata; Actinopteri; Cyprinodontiformes; Rivulidae. Gene Ontology annotation, cellular component: nucleus; polytene chromosome. Gene Ontology annotation, biological process: regulation of DNA damage response, signal transduction by p53 class mediator; regulation of transcription by RNA polymerase II. The record is from RefSeq and is a predicted model, not a curated record. Gene Ontology annotation, molecular function: transcription regulator activity; protein binding; histone H4K20 methyltransferase activity.